Rangifer tarandus platyrhynchus (Svalbard reindeer) is the source of this 441-nucleotide messenger RNA. The record is from the annotation of a GenBank genome assembly. NCBI's taxonomy places the organism in Eukaryota, Metazoa, Chordata, Mammalia, Artiodactyla, Cervidae.
AUGCUAAGCAUCUCGCGCGCUCGGGACUCGCCCGGUAACGGCGCGGGAUUCAGAACACAGUCGGCGCCGGCGGCAGAGCCCGGCCGGGGGCGACUUGCUGGGACCGACGCCCACGGCCCCGGCGGCAGCCCACCCACCGCGCCCGCGCGCCCCCCCAGCGCCCCGCACUCACCGGCGCAGCGGCUGACCUGGGAAGGCACUGGCCCCGGGUUACCGUCACGUCGGAGAGAGCGGGCGGCGAGCCGGCGGUCGGGGGCCGACGAGCGAGCGCAGGCAGCACCGCUCCAGCUUCACUUGGCAAGCUUUAGACUGCUGACCGGGACGGCGCCCGGCAGCGGCCCCUCCCUCGCGCCCCAGCUCCCUCGGGGUCGAUGCCCGAGGGCACGUGAAAGGCGUGGCGCUGCCUGCCUGGCUGCGAUAAGCGCCCGGCGUCUGGGCUGA